Molecule: messenger RNA, 482 nt
Organism: Xyrauchen texanus (razorback sucker)
Lineage: Eukaryota; Metazoa; Chordata; Actinopteri; Cypriniformes; Catostomidae
Product: 60S ribosomal protein L35-like
Exons: 4
Coding region: 59-430 (123 amino acids)
Biological process (GO): maturation of LSU-rRNA from tricistronic rRNA transcript (SSU-rRNA, 5.8S rRNA, LSU-rRNA); translation
Cellular component (GO): ribosome; cytosolic large ribosomal subunit
Molecular function (GO): mRNA binding; structural constituent of ribosome
Source: RefSeq, a predicted model, not a curated record
GGAAGAUUUUCUCACGUGACCGUUGCAGUUUCUUUUCUAUUGGCGGCCAUCGAUAAAAAUGGCAAAGAUCAAGGCCAGAGACCUGCGCGGAAAGAAAAAGGAGGAGCUGCUCAAACAGCUGGAUGAUCUGAAGGUGGAACUUUCCCAGCUUCGCGUUGCCAAGGUUACCGGUGGAGCUGCCUCCAAGCUCUCUAAGAUCCGUGUUGUCCGCAAGUCCAUCGCCAGAGUCCUCACAGUUAUCAAUCAGACACAGAAGGAGAACUUGAGGAAAUUCUACAAGGGUAAGAAGUACAAGCCUUUGGACCUGAGGCCCAAGAAGACACGUGCCAUCCGUCGUCAGCUGACGAAACAUGAGCAGACCCUGAUGUCCAAGAAGAUGCAGAGGAGGUCUCGCCUCUACUCCAUUCGCAAAUUUGCCGUCAAGGCUUAAGAAGGCUGUGCCAUUAUUUUCUCUGAAAAUAAAAGCCCCACCCUGGAAUUAA